Messenger RNA from Dovyalis caffra, 753 nucleotides. The record is from the annotation of a GenBank genome assembly. Lineage: Eukaryota; Viridiplantae; Streptophyta; Magnoliopsida; Malpighiales; Salicaceae.
AUGAUAUGCCCUCUUGUGGCAGUUGGACUGGCGACAGGAGCUAUCAUCCUAUUUGAGGUUGUGAUUGCUAUUUCAGCAGUCUGUGUCAUCCCUUUUGAAACCAAGGGACGGGAAUUGAGUGACAGAGUAGAUCAUGCACCUGAUUCACAACAAGUUGUUGCCGUUGUGAGAAGGCAUGUUUGGUUGCUAGCUCAUUUUGAAGCUACGAUCAUGAAUCAACCAGCAGAGAGCUCUGUCAGGAUGCAUGACCAAAACCACCCAGUAUACACUCUAGACGAGGCACUUGCUUCUGUUGGCUUUGGGAAAUUCCAAGCACUGCUGCUUGCUUAUGCCGGACUUGGUUGGUUUGCAGAAGCCAUGGAAGUUAUGAUUCUCUCUUUCGUGGGACCGGCGGUUAAGUCCGAGUGGAAUCUCUCCCCAGGCCAAGAGAGUCUGCUAACAACUGCUGUUUUUUCCGGCAUGCUUGUUGGAGCCUAUUCUUGGGGCCUUGGUUUGCUAGGAAUGACUCUUCUAAGUAGUGGAGCUGGAUUUUUGAGUCCUUUCUCCCCUAAUUAUGCAUCUCUGGUAAUUCUUCGUUGUUUCGUCGGCAUUGGCCUGGGUGGUGCAACUGUAUUCAGCUCCUGGUUUGUAGAGUUUGUUCCUGCUUCAAAUAGAGGCACAAGGAUGGUUCUCCUCUCAAUGUUCUGGGCAUUUGGAACCAUUUUUGAGUCUGCACUUGCAUGGGUACUGUCUUCUAUUUCCUCACUUCUGUAA